UAAAGAGCGGUUCCUAGAAUGUUAAUCAUUUGGCUGACUUUGUCUUGGAUCUUUCUGAGCUCAGCUCAGAUGGUAAACGUGCCCUACAAUUCUUGUGUUAAUUACUUUAAAUACGAGACGGUCGAAGAUGGUAGUGCAUAUAUGGGCAUAUUCACAGCUCCAUCAGGUCCAAAUUCAUUUUAUAAGUGGUCCCCAACAUUCGAUAUUCAUGGGCAUAGCGGGAUUUUUCUGAGUCCGCUAAUGCGGUAUACCAACAACAAUUCAAAUGAUCAGCGUGGUCAAGUAUUCGUUUACUUUGUGAAUAUCAAAAGUGAACUGCCCAAGUUAACCCAUUUGAGUCUGAAUGGACACACGUUGUGCAAUGUUACUGGAUAUGGAAGACCUUCUACAAAAAUUACUGUGCAAUAUCAAAUGGAUCUGUCGGAAAGCUAACGUAACUAAAUAAAAAAAAAAAGUUUUUUAAACUACUGCGGGUAUUUUAAAUUGCCAUUUUUGCUGCUUCAUUUUAAAAUUCUAUUCAGUUUUUAUGCAAAGCUUUGUAAAAUUCCAUAUGAUAGAAAACUUAAACAAAUUCAUUCUGUUUUUUUCAACAAAAAUAUUAAAAUCUGUAAUGAAAUAUUUCGAAAACGGGAACACGUCUAAGUACAUCAGGAGUUUUCCCUUGACGUCGCAUGCGAACAUUUGACAGCAAGUUAAAUGGCGUCACAGUGGAACUUUAUCGCUGCCGUCGGAGCGUUGCUAAUUUUGACUGGCCUCCAAAAAUCAAGCUCGCGACUGGAGCCUCCUCCUCGUGAAGCACCUGAUGGAGGACAUCCUUGAAAGAGUAAGCCCCUUGUAAUUUGCACAGCGGGAUAGCAACGCAGCGUUGCUCCUCGCUCCUCCUUUGCUCCUCCGUUUCGCCUCCUUUGCUCCUUCUGUUCUUCCAGCUCCAGCACCCAAUAAACAUGCAUAUUAAUGACCGUGAGUCCGGCGCCGGUGAACUCGGAGUCCGUGCGCCCAUUUGCCUUGCAAAGCGAUCAAAUGAAUCAACGAUACUUGCAAUUUCCGUGUCGACUCUUUAUGCGAAUGCAUCUCGGAAUGCUGGAGAUGAAUCUGGGACUGGUAACGGAGCCGAAGGAGGAUGACAGCGACAGCGGAUGCAGGAGCUUACCCAGAAAGCACUCAAGGAGCUGAGGGCCGGAAUGAAUGGAGCACUCGAAAGCAGGAGGAGGAGGCUGGGCGACGUCGAUUCAAGUAACCGAAGAUUCGGAUGGUGUCAUGAAUUUAUGGUGCAGGGAUAUUAAAAUGUCCCUCAUCCUUAAAACUUGUUUACUUUUGACCUAGAUAAUUUAUUAUUCAAUAAUUCAAAAAUAUACCGAAUAUAUUUACUUAAAGUGGUUUAAGCUGCAGUCUGCUUAACCCGCAGUAAAUUUCGAUAGCACUGAUUUUCAAUGAUACGUUUUAAUCCUCGAGAGCAUUGCACUUGAUUAAUGAAAUCAUGAUCAAGGCUGAUGAAUUUCCCUUGCAACUGCCACUAAUGACAGCUGCUCGGCGUUUCUCUUCCGAAGAAGCCAAUUAAAUAUGAAACAAACGAAGACAGGGAUUACAUUUCUGUGACAAUAAAUCCACUUGGCUUAUUUGCCAUAUACUGUAGCCAAAAAGUAUCCUGAAGUGGGUCAAAAGAGGCUCUUGGCAUAAGGGAAUUUGGUCCGUAUGCCAACAUGUUGCUCCUGCUGAAGGGCUUUAAAUGUUUUAUAUAUUUCAUUCGUUUGCUUUUGUUUGUCUGCGAUUUCUUUAUAUAUUUUUUUCCCCAGCAGGAAAUAAAAUAAAAGAAGCAACAGCCAGGCACUUGAUUUUGCGAUGAAACAGCAACAGAGGGCAGAUGAAAUAAGACGACUAAAUAAAAAUAAAAUCAAAAUACGUGAACGGUGGGCGUUGCGAGCAUAAAUCUCAUCAAUCAAAUGGAAUUGUGCGCAUAAAGUUAUCGGCUCAACUUACAGCAGAUAACUCAACCCGAACUCAAACCCACUGCCCCCCUCGUCCGCUGGGGCAAUUUGAGUUUAUUGUUUCAAUCUGUUAAGGCAACCCGAGGGUCUGAAGGGGGAGCCAUAGCUGAAGUUGCACCCAGACUUUGAAGAUACACUUGUAGAAUAAGUGGUUACUCCAGCAAGAUGGAGUAUUUAAGUUAAAAACUGAAAGGAUGUUACA
This is a messenger RNA of Drosophila mauritiana, 2187 nucleotides long. RefSeq lists its product as uncharacterized. Bases 19 to 432 code for a protein of 137 amino acids. The record is from RefSeq and is a predicted model, not a curated record. The transcript has 3 exons. NCBI's taxonomy places the organism in Eukaryota, Metazoa, Arthropoda, Insecta, Diptera, Drosophilidae.